UCAUUGGAUUCUACACGUGUUACUAAAACAACAAGUCAACAAAUCAACGUAAAUUUAAAAAAUAAAUUUUGUUUAUUAAUUUGAAUAUUAUAAUAUUUUUAUAUUGUUUUUUUAUAAUAAUAAAUUGAUAAUUAAUAACAUAAACAAUGAGUGAUGAAAAUGAAACAAAUAAAUUAUGGAAAAUAAGAGUAACAUUAAUGGAAAUGUGUCGUGCCAGAGGUUAUGUUGUUGAUGAUGAUGAAAUAAAUUUAUCAUUACAAGGUUUUAAAGAUAAAUUUGGUGAUAGACCAGGCUCAGGAAGACCAUCAAGAACUGAUUUAAAUAUUCAAGUUUUCCAUAGUACAGAUGUAAAUGAUCAAAUGUUUAUAUUUUUUCCUGAAGAUGCUAAAAUUGGUGUUAAAAUAAUCAAAGAAUAUUGUCAACGUAUGAAAUGUGAAAAUGUUAAAAGGGCAAUAUUGGUUCUUCAAGGUGGUUUGACACCAUCAGCAAAACAGGCAAUAUUGACAAUGGCACCAGCUUAUGUCAUAGAAUAUUUCUUGGAAAAUGAACUUGUUAUUAAUGUUACAAAACAUUGUCUUGUACCAGAACAUAUUGUUCUAACACCAGAUGAAAAAAUGGCUGUUUUAAAAAAAUAUAAACUUCAAGAACAUCAAUUAAAUCGUAUAGUAAUGAAUGAUCCAGUUUGUAGAUUUUUUGGAUGUAAAAAAGGACAAGUUAUACAAAUAAAUCGUCCAUGUGAAGAUGAUGACUCUGAAGAUGAAAAUGCUGAAAAAGGACCAACAACUGUUGCUUAUCGUCUUGUUGUUUAAUUAUCAUAAAUACUAUAUUAUUUAUUUAUAUUUUUUUUUUCUUGUUUUAAAUCAUUCAACACUCAUCAACACUUGUAAAUUAACAAAAUAAAGUCAUCAAAUAAACAACUUUUUAUCUCUUCAUCUCAGUUUAUCUAUUUAUUUUUUUUUCUUUUAUUGAAACAAAAUAAUAAUCAUGUUAAUUCAUCAUUUUUUUUUUUUUUUUUUUUUUGUGCAUUCAAUUAAUAUAAUAUAUUGUUAAUAAUAAAAUAUAACAUAACGCAAUAAUAAUAAUAAUAAUUACACAAGACUAAAAUUAAUUUUUUUUUGUGUACAAAAAAAAAAAAUAGUAAUUUUUUUUUAAAAACAGAAAACAAGUUUAAUUUGUUUUCUUGGUUUUUUUUUUUUUGCUCUUUUUAUGAUAUACACAUAUUGCCCACCUAGGAACAAUUAAUUAUUACAAAUUAUUAUUAUUAAAAAAUAAAUUUCUUACUAACAAACUCUCUCGUUCUCUCGCUCUCUUUCUUGAUAAUUUUUUUUUUUAUUAAAAGAAAAUCUAUCAUGACUGUCGUGAUAUUAUAACAAAUUGUUUAAAUUUUUUUUAAAAUUUUUGAAUUAUAUUAUUAUACUGUAAUUACUUCAAUUAAAUUAUCGUUAAUAAUUUUUUUUUUUCGUUUGUAUUAAUCAGUCGUACAGAGUAAUAUAAUUUUCACAAUUUAUUUCGAAAAAAAAGUCAAUUUUAAUAUCAAAAAUAAUAAUGAUUUUUGUGGUUUCGUUUAGGCUUUUUUUUUAAUGAAUAUAAUUGAGUUAGUAUAUUUAAUUAAUAGAGUAAUGAAAAAUCAAUUAAAUAUAAACAUAAAAUUAUAUUUUUGAAUAACGAUGAUAAAUUGAUGACCAUAAACAAGUUGACAUAUAUUAUUAUUUGCAUUUAGAUGAAUUAUCUAUUUUUUUUCUCAUUAUUUUCUCAUCUUUUUCAUUAUAAAUUUGUUUUUUUUAUUUUUUAAAUUGUUUCUUUGUUAUUAUUAUAUUUUUAAAAAUACAUUCAAGCAUACAUACACAAGCUAUCAUACCUUACACAAGUGUUGAAAAUCUACAAAACUAUAUAGAGAUAAAGCAAAAAAAAAAAAAUCUCGAUUAUUUUAAUCUUUCAUUUGUUAAAUAACUUUUUUAAAAUGUUAUUUUUAAUUUAUUUAGUAGUACAAUUGUAUGGAUAAAUUAUAUAUCAUAGAUGAAAAGAAAAAAAAAUGAUUUUAUUCUGUUUAUUAUUAUUUUUUUAAUCUAGAAAAAUCGUCAUUCGUUCGAGUAAUUUGAACGAUAUGUUGAUAGGCCUCUUACUGGUCUAGAAUCUCUUUUUCAAAUAGCACAUUAAAAAAAUAAUAAUAUUGAUAAAUAAUUGGAAGAAAAAAUACAGCUCAAUGUGGGCUACAAAUAAGCAAUAAAUAAAUUAAAAAUUCAAUUAAUCAAAUUAAUAAAAAUAGCUUUUUUUUAAAUAUAUUUUAACUCAAUAUUAAUUAAUUGUAAAUUAACAUCAAAAUUUUGUAUCAAUGUGUUUUUAAAAAAGUACAAAAAUCUUUUUUAUAUAUUCAUAAAUAUACGUUGGCAGACAAACAAAUGUAUUAUUCACUGUACAAUAUAGAAAAAAAAAAAUAAAAAAAAAUUGUAGAUUAAUUUUUAGAAGCAGUAAUGCAAAAGUACAGAAAAAAAAAAUAAUAUAUAUAUAUAUAUAUAUAUAAUAUCAAACACUGUGAUGAUAUUUCUGACAGUAAUAUAUAUAAAAAAAAAAAAUUGAAAUGGCAACUGAAUGGCGAACAAAAAAAAAACAA
Messenger RNA from Aphidius gifuensis, 2611 nucleotides. Its product is annotated as DNA-directed RNA polymerases I, II, and III subunit RPABC1-like. The record is from RefSeq and is a predicted model, not a curated record. Bases 147 to 809 code for a protein of 220 amino acids. Gene Ontology annotation, cellular component: RNA polymerase III complex; RNA polymerase II, core complex; RNA polymerase I complex. Gene Ontology annotation, molecular function: DNA binding; DNA-directed RNA polymerase activity. Lineage: Eukaryota; Metazoa; Arthropoda; Insecta; Hymenoptera; Braconidae. The transcript has 2 exons. Gene Ontology annotation, biological process: DNA-templated transcription.